Messenger RNA from Dracunculus medinensis (Guinea worm), 1179 nucleotides. The record is from the annotation of a GenBank genome assembly. Lineage: Eukaryota; Metazoa; Nematoda; Chromadorea; Rhabditida; Dracunculidae.
AUGGACGGCGAAAGCGGUUGCAUGCGGGUUGAACGCCUUGAAAAUCAUUCAAUUGCCUUGUUUGAGCUGAGUAUGACUUUGCGAUAUUGGAUUCAACCUCCUAAGGCAUUGGCAGGAGCCUUUGUAAUAUCACUCAUUUGCCUACUUGCUGGUCAUUCAUCGCAAGCAGCCUGCAAUUUUUGUGUCACUCUUCCUGCAAUCAUCUUAAGUUGCAAAAAACUUACAAAUAUCAACACUACAUUUAUAAAUUUAGAUGAUUUGCUGAAAUUGCAGGAAAAUAUAUUGAUUUACUGGACUGUUCAAGGAAUUUUUAAUGUGCUUGACAAUAUUUUGUGGAAAGGACCUGACUAUUUUUGUGUGAAAUUCAUUUUGCUGAGUUUGCUUUUUUCCUUCCUCACAUCUGACAAAGCUAAUUUAAAAAAUAAGGAUGAGGAAAAUUCAGCAAAUUUGAAUGAUGCAACAAGUCAUUUACAGUCUAUACUCACUACUGUCGACUACACUCAAUAUACCACUUCGUGUUCUGCCCCGAACGAUUCUACAAUUUUUGAUAAAACAACGCUUUCAUUUAACUCUUACAUUUCAUCGAAAGCCGCAUCCGUACGGGAAGAUGCUGGUGGUGGAGAUUCUAUGCGUACAAUUGAAACGGACUUAUACAGCACUAAUUCGGUGACUGAUAUUGAUUCGUUAUGCUCAUCUGCUACUUCUGAUAUUAUCAGUGAUCUAUCGAUACGAACAGCGAAUAAUAACUGGUUAUCGAAGAGGGAUGAAAAUCAAAUAAAUAUAAUGGUACCAUGCUCAAAUGAAGAAAGCUCCUUUCGAAAUUCGAUAAAGCUAUUUACAAAUCCAUCGUAUGAGAUAAUUUUCAAUGUGCCAUGUAAAAAGCCAGUUCCAUUAGUAAUUGAAAACCAUUACAAACAUGCAAUAAUGUGGACUUUGAAAACAAAUGCAGUAGAAAAAAUAACUGGAUUUCCGAAUCAUGGAAUUCUUCAAAGUGGUGAUAUCGUUUCCGUGGAAAUUUCUUUGGUUGGUGAUCCGGCUAAAUUUCACGGCGAAAAUGACCGUUUAAUAAUUGACUACGAUCUCGCCGAUGCUACAAUCGAAAAUUUUAACCAAUCUACCAUGCACCGAAAGAAAUUUUAUCACCGACGAAAAGGAUUGAAAGUUACAUAUAAAAACUAA